Phaeodactylum tricornutum CCAP 1055/1 is the source of this 2114-nucleotide messenger RNA. RefSeq lists its product with no specific name. Bases 87 to 2114 code for a protein of 675 amino acids. The transcript has 4 exons. The record is from RefSeq and is a predicted model, not a curated record. NCBI's taxonomy places the organism in Eukaryota, Bacillariophyta, Bacillariophyceae, Surirellales, Neidiaceae.
CGACUUUGCUCGCCUUGUGGCAUACUUUCCAUUAUUAAUAGAUUUUCUCAUCUUGAUGGCAACAAUACAAGCUUGCCAGAUCGACUAUGGCAGCUCAUCGAAGACGACCGCAGACUACCAAACUGGCGAACGUCCAGGAAGUCACCGUCGCCACUAAAAUGAUGGAGGCUACCGCUGCGAAGGACCUCAUUGAAGACCACCUUCCGCCUUUGGGUCUCGUGUACACCGUACUCAUCUGCUCCGGUACGAUGUUUGUCCUGUGUAUGCGAGAUUUUCUUGCAACAGGCCGUUCAAUUGGUGGUUCUUGGGACGAGGCUAUGAUGGCCUUCACCAAGUCAAUGGAUUGGUUUGACGACUCGAAGGGAUGGAAAUCUCAGCAAGGAGGUCUCAGUGCGAUCCGCCAAGCCACAACCGAUGCGAACAAUAUGGGGGGUUUCUUUGUUCGCAAAAUGGCUGGGGCUGCUGGGCUAGCUGUCCACUUGCAAAAAAUUCUUCCCUUGCUCGUACAUCCAAAAGGUGCUCAGUGGACCAUGGGCCACUUUCGCCCCCUCCUCUCAACCGCUGUAAUCACCAAUCUGGGAAUUGCUACUCUAUAUGCAGUUUAUUUGGGCGAACUACAGGCCUCUGGUGCCAAGGAGAUGACCUACUGUAUACUCGCAAUUCUUGUCAUCGAGGCGAUUGUUAUGGCCUUCUAUUUGACCACAGCGAAGCCUCUUAAGCAGGGACCAUCUAUUUCGAUGACUGAAGGGAAGACGCCGUCUUCUGUUCCGAGCCGGAUUGUGACACGCACCAUAAUGAUCGUCUCGGCUUCCAUGGCUGUGAUUUCUGGACGCGACCUGCUCUUCCCCGGCUUUAUUUUCGAGUUUAUCCCCCGUGAUGAUAUUUACUUGGAGUGGACUAACGCUUUCUUACAUUCGCCGCCCAAAGGAUCUCCUGAAUCCUUGCACCGGAGCAUGGAGGCGCCUCUGUACGUGGGCGACAAAUUCAUUUCACAGCUCAUGGGGCUACAUGUUUUAGUCGCCUGCAUUUACAAAGCCGUUUCGGCUGCUGGCAUCCGGUACGGAAGCGAUGGCGGGGGUUUGAUAAAAGCAAAAAUAAUUUGGAGGGGACAAUUUUUUGGCGAUGGCAUUAUCCUUUUUACUUUCCGCCUCUUUGCUUCGGCUGCCUCAACCGCGAGUCUUGAUUUUCGAUGGCAUGUGAUGGCGAUUGCAUAUGAAACGUUUAUUCUCGCUGUGAUGACGGAGGGUCCGUUUGGCCCGGCUGCUGACAUUGGUGUCGGAUUUUCAGACGUGGCGCUGCUUGUUGCUUCGGUAACAGGCUUUUGUUGCUUGGCUGUUGGCGUCUAUGCUAUAGUGUUGGUUCGUUUGAAAUCCAGAGCCGAUAUGCAGAAAAGUGAAGGUGAGGACGGGUACGACGAGCAGCUGGCGAAUGCCGACGCCGCAACUCUCAAUAGAGCCCAACGUCGUGCUCGUGCGCGAGCCACUAUGAAGAUGCAACGACGGAUUGCACCAAUUGUGCCAGGUCAAAGGGAUAACAUUCAGGCAAUUGGUGCUGUUGGUGAAGAGGGUGAAGGAGAGUCAAUCAGGCACCUUUCGCGGAAAGAGCGCCAAAAAGCUGCGAAGCUGGUAGAGAAAGAUGAACGACGAUUAUUCGAGGAAGAACGAAGGAAGCAGCAUUUAGAAUUGCAAGACGCGACAAAGCGACUCAAGGAAGAAAAGGAAAUUCUGGAUGAACGCCGUCGUGACGAGGAAAAAAUUGCUAAAAACGCUGUAGAAGAGGAGCAACGAAACAGAAUUGAAGACGAGUGGCUCACGUUUUUGACGUGUUCGGAACGAAAAGAGACGGUUAAUGAAUGGGUACGUGAGAUAAAAGCAAGCAGAUCAGUUGCACUUGAUAUCAUUGCAAAGGACUUUGGUGUUUCGCAAACGGUUGUCAAAAAUCGAAUUCAGGAACUAAUUGAAGAGAGGAGAGUCGCUGGAAUCAUUUCAAACGAUGGUCGAUUUAUACAUCUGUCUGACAACGAACUUCAUAAAAUCGCCGCGCGACUGAGAAAGCUUGGCAGUUUUUCAAUGAAGGACAUAGCUGCGAUGAGGAAAGCCGUAGCAAGCGAAUGA